UCUUCGUUCUUUGUCUGCUCAUUUUCUUCAUCACUUUUCUCUUUUUGGUCCAAAGACGUUUUGGUAUAGAUUACUCUACAAUCAAGCUUUUGUUAGUUCGAAAUCGUGGACAAUGCCACUUUGGAGACUCUCUGGCUCUGCAAGAUCAGUUCUUUAUGCUGAAAUGCAUCGUUCUCUAGGGUAUGUUAGGUGUAUCGUCACCAAUUGCAGAGCUGUUGUUGUGCCGCGAUUCGGCGGACCGGAAAUUCUUGAAGUUCGUCCCAAUGUAGAAGUUCCCGAUCUGAAGCCUAAAGAUGUACUCGUUCGUGCUCGUGCUGUCUCGAUCAAUCCUCUUGAUACACGCAUGCGAUCUGGAUAUGGACGUUCAUUAUUUGAACCACUUCUUCCACUAAUAUUGGGUCGAGAUAUUAGUGGUGAAGUGGCAGCAGUUGGAGGUUCAGUGCAAUCCCUACGUGUUGGUCAAGAAGUCUUUGGUGCUCUGCAUCCAACUGCUGUGAGAGGUACUUAUGCUGACUAUGCCAUUCUUUCAGAAGAGGAACUCACAACAAAACCGCCUUCUGUUACACACGUGGAGGCAAGCGCAAUUCCUUUUGCUGCACUGACUGCCUGGCGUGCUAUAAAAAGUACAGCAAGGAUUGCUAGCGGACAAAGGCUGUUGGUACUGGGUGGAGGAGCAGUAGGCUUAGCUGCAACUCAGCUUGCUGUAGCUUCAGGGUGCCAUGUGUCAAUUACAUGUGGAAGUCAAAGUUUAGAGCGAGUUCUGGCAGCUGGUGCUGAGCAGGCUGUUGAUUAUACAGCAGAGGAUUUUGAAGUGGCAAUUAAAGGACAAUUCGAUGCUGUUUUAGACACUAUUGGUAAACCAGUAACUGAAAGAGUAGGCAUCAAUUUUCUGAAGCGAGGUGGGCACUACAUGACACUGCAGGGAGAGGCAGCAUCCAUGGCUGAUAGUUAUGGAUUAGUUUUGGGGAUUCCUCUAGCUACUACCAUUUUGUUGAAGAAACAAAUUCUGUAUCGUAUCUCCCAUGGAAUAGAGUAUUGGUGGACAUAUAUGAGGGCUGACUCUGAAGGACUACAUGAGAUCCGGAAGUUAUUAGAAGCCGGGAAGCUAAAGAUACCAGUGGACAAGACGUUCCCAAUCACCGAAGUGAGAGAGGCUCAUGAGGCAAAAGACAAGAAGCUCAUUCUUGGUAAGGUAGUGCUUGAAGUUGACUGAAGAUGAAUUUCAGACGUUCUGGAGACACCAUCUGUUAUUGGACUCACAGAGAAAGUCCUUCAGCUUUUGUACAGUAACUGCUACAUUGUUAAUGGAAUCAUCACAUGCACUUACAAUUCUGUCCCAAUAAAAGUAACAGGGGAAGAUGAUUUUCUGUGGGACUAAAGGCAAGAAAUACAACCCAUGUAUCUGGUUUACACAUUUCUACGAAGAAAUUGGUUGGUUC
This is a messenger RNA of Telopea speciosissima, 1439 nucleotides long. RefSeq names its product reticulon-4-interacting protein 1, mitochondrial. The transcript has 7 exons. Lineage: Eukaryota; Viridiplantae; Streptophyta; Magnoliopsida; Proteales; Proteaceae. Gene Ontology annotation, molecular function: oxidoreductase activity. The record is from RefSeq and is a predicted model, not a curated record. Bases 113 to 1213 code for a protein of 366 amino acids.